CCAAAUAAUUCUAUUUUUGGUGUGAUUUUCGUGAUAUAUUUUGGUUCAAGUGCAUCGAAAAGUGUUUGUGAUUAUCAUGAGUUGCAACAAGUCCUUCUGCUUCCUCCUGCGUUGCGGUCAGACGUCGCGAUUGCUGACCAGGAGUGCCAGCAAGACUCUUGGGGCGCUCGGAAGGAUGGCUGGAAGUGGCUGGCAAAUGCCUGGCAAUUCCGUCACACAUCGAUGGAUAGGAAGUGACGCUGCGAGGAAUCUCAGUGCCGAGGAGGCGAGUGAGUUUGUGGACAACUUGUCCGCGGACGAGAGGGAGAAUCUCAAGAAUGCUCUCGCCCAGUAUGAGUCAUCGUCCAGGCGCAAGUUUGAAGGACCUCAACUGGGCACUGCUCGCUGGCGAAGUGGCAGAAUGCGGAGGAUAUCGCCGGAUGCAACAGGCCGGACUGGAGACGAAAUCGGGUCGCACUGUAAAUUGCCCGAAGACUAUCUGCAGAAGAAAUUGGAGGAAGUAAAGUCACCUCCAACCAGUAGUCAGAAAAUGCAGUUGGUCUUAGUGAAUGGAUUGCCGUUUAUUGGAUUUGGUUUUCUUGACAAUUUCAUGAUGAUCGUUUGCGGGGACUACAUUGAACAAACACUGGGUGGUUACAUGUGUCUCUCGACCAUGGCGGCAGCUGGAUUGGGGAACACGAUCAGCGAUGUUGCGGGCUUGGGUUCUGCCGUCUACGUGGAGCGACUGUGCGAGAGUCUUGGGUUCAAAGUUCCGCCGCUGUCGAAAUUCCAGAUGGAGAUGAAGGAGAGUCGCCGCAGCGCGAGUCUGGGACGAAUAUUGGGAAUAACAAUUGGUUGUCUCAUUGGAAUGGUUCCGCUGCUCUUUAUCGACACAGAGAAGAAACACGACGAGGUGAAAACAGAUGGAAAGGAUCAUUGAAAAACUGCCAUGGAAAUGAAGCAAGUAAAUCUUGUAGCAAAGCAUAUAUCAAUUAGAAGAGAAAUCAAAUAAUUUGGUUGUGCUAGAGCACAGGUAAAAAAAAUGGCCAAGAUUAGAAAAGAGAGAUCAAAAAGCAAAAAUCAUUAUAAAUGUUGUGACAAAUUCUACCUAGAGAGAUUUUAGUAGGAUACAAAGCUUUAACGAAAAUGUACACUCAAAAACUCACAACCAGUGACGAGAUAAUUCUUCCAAGCGACUUGCGUAAUCUCUAAACGAAUUUGUUUAUGUUCGACGUUUGUAUUUCAUACGGUGCUAUUCUUGAAUGGUCUCUACACUCUUCACUGUAAAUAAGUUGGUUUCCUUUCUUGCCUAAACUCAUAUCUUAUGCUGGAAUUGCAUUCUAUUGAAAACUAUGCAGGACGAUAAUCAAAUAGUGUUCUAAGAUAUUUAGGCGGUAGAGCAAAAAGGAAUGUAGUUGACUCAUUUUAGGUAUAAAGAUGCAUAUUUAUGUAUAUUUAGGGAAAUUACUACAUUAACUACUUCUAUGUGAUAAAAUUGAGGAAGAAAAUGAUUUUAGGGUAUUAGAUUCAGUCAAUAAACUUAACGUUCUGUUCACUUAAUAUGAUAUCUAGUCGAUUCUUUUUCACUAAAAGACACUAAUUUUAACUCGAAUGAUCAUUUUCAUUGCUUUUAGUUACUUAUCAGCUGCUUUGCUAAGUGUAGAAAUAAUUUAUUAACUCACUAAGGAGAUGAAAUUCAAAUUGGGCCAUUUUAGAGCUUACACGGCAAAUUUGUAGGAUGGUUGCUAAGAAAAUGCCAUUUAAAUCGCCAGUAUUUUGAAAGUAUAAAAGACAAAGAGAUGUAGAAUCUUCAUAUACACACUUUUCCAUUGGAGGCACCCUUAUAAAUGAAAACAGGAUUGAAGGUCUUGCCAAGGAAUUGUAUUAUUAAAUGCUAUAUAUUGACCUAUAAAACUCUUCAUAUCUGUGUGAAUUUUCGAAGAAAAAAGUUUAGGACAUGUAUUGAAAAAUAUACACAUUGAAAGGUGAUGAUGAUGAUAUUGUCAGUGAAAGAAACACUUGGGAUUUUGACCAAUAUUUAUUUCGUAUUUUAAAAGAAAGUACUUACAAAAUGAAAGAAAUUUACCAACUAAGAACUCAUCUUAUGAUGUAAUCUGUCCCGAAUCAUCCAAAAAUAAAGUCUUCUAUGUUUUUGAACAUUUACUAUUGGCUUAAUUUUUUCCUCUAAAAUUCUAACUCAGGUUGUUUUUUAUCUUAGAGUCCUUAGAAUGAAUAAAACUGAGAUUUUGCUCAGAUACAGUUUAAAUCUUUAUAUUAUUAUUAUUAUUAAAACUGUGAUGAACAUAUUUUAUGCGCACUUUCAAAACAUGCUUUCAAUUACUCUAAAAAAAAUACUUUUUCACAGGGCUGCUUCUGAAUUUUUGCAUUUAUUUUUCUUUAAAAAUCAAAAGAUAACAAUUAUAAACUUACAACCAAAUUAAAAAUAGUAGAAUAACGCUAGAGAUUGCAAAGGAAAUGACAGGAUCCUUAGACAGAACGUAGAAGAAUAUGUAAGCAAAUGCAUAGAUUACACCAAAUCCAAAGUAAUACCCAAUUUCGAAUCUGAAAGACAAACAAUAAAUACGAUUUUAAUUAGUUCACAGCAGAUCUUGGUUUAAUUUUGCCGCACAA
Phlebotomus argentipes is the source of this 2610-nucleotide messenger RNA. RefSeq names its product transmembrane protein 65. Bases 77 to 919 code for a protein of 280 amino acids. The record is from RefSeq and is a predicted model, not a curated record. The transcript is spliced from 6 exons. Lineage: Eukaryota; Metazoa; Arthropoda; Insecta; Diptera; Psychodidae. Gene Ontology annotation, cellular component: mitochondrion.